Messenger RNA from Penicillium macrosclerotiorum, 1335 nucleotides. RefSeq names its product 8-oxoguanine glycosylase OGG1. Gene Ontology annotation, cellular component: nucleus. The coding region runs from base 1 to 1335 and encodes 444 amino acids. The record is from RefSeq and is a predicted model, not a curated record. Gene Ontology annotation, biological process: base-excision repair, AP site formation; base-excision repair; nucleotide-excision repair. Gene Ontology annotation, molecular function: damaged DNA binding; 8-oxo-7,8-dihydroguanine DNA N-glycosylase activity. The transcript has 3 exons. NCBI's taxonomy places the organism in Eukaryota, Fungi, Ascomycota, Eurotiomycetes, Eurotiales, Aspergillaceae.
AUGGCUGGUGCCUUUUCAGAAUGGCGUAAGCUACCUCUGAGCUUGAAUGAACUGUGCAUCAAUACAACGCUGCGAUGUGGUCAGUCUUUUAGAUGGCAAAAUAUCCCUGAAAGUGAAGAAUGGCGAUGUGUGCUUUAUGGGCAUCUUUUGUCUCUUAAACAAGAUUCCAGCUACCUCUAUUAUCGAUCCUAUCAAUCAUCACCUUCUGUGCUCCUUCCAACUCCUCCAACCUCAGAAGUGCCUUCACGCGCAGAAUCUAAUACCGAGUUCGAUUUGAGCAAGGGCAAGGCGCACAUCCAAAGCCUUUCAGAUGAUCGCCUCCUACAAAUCAUAAAACACUAUCUUGCUCUAUCAACCAAUCUCACUGGUCUUUAUACCCAAUGGUCUGCACAAGACCCCAAUUUCAAGAAGAAGGCUUCUCAGUUCACUGGGAUCCGGAUACUGCGCCAAGAUGCCUGGGAGGCGUUGGUUUCAUUCAUCUGCAGCAGCAACAAUAAUAUUUCUCGGAUAUCCCAGAUGGUAGAAAAAUUGUGCAUCAAUUAUGGCCCAUUUGUUGGGAAAAUUGGAGAGCGCUCAUACCAUGAUUUUCCUACUCCGGAGGCCUUGGCUGGUAAGGAUGUGGAAAGCAACCUUCGCAGCUUGGGAUUUGGAUACCGAGCCCGGUAUAUCUAUCGGACAGCCGUCAUGAUUUCAGAGGAGCGGAAGAAUGGAUGGCUUGAUGGUCUUUCCAAUCCCGAGUCCCCGGCAUUUGGUGUAGAACCCAGAAUCGGUGAUGAAAUGAAACCAGAAGGGCGACAAGGAUAUCGUGAAGCGCAUGAGAGUCUGCUUGAACUGCAGGGAGUCGGACCCAAGGUAGCAGAUUGUGUCUGUCUGAUGGGUCUCGGCUGGGGUGAGUCUGUGCCAGUUGAUACUCAUGUAUGGCAAAUCGCGCAAAGAGAUUACCGUUUUGGCAAAGGCUCUCAUAAAUCCUUGACAAAGGCAACUUACGAUGCUGUUGGCAAUCACUUCCGCAAGCUUUGGGGCCAGGAAGCAGGCUGGGCUCACAGUGUCCUCUUUACAGCAGACCUGCGAUCCUUUGCUGAUCGGCUUGCGGCAACAAAAAAAGUUGAUGUAUCUGUGAAAGAAGAAGACUCGGGCCUUCAAAUCAAGACUGAGGUCACAACGGCGGCGGUAUUGACCAAAUCCCAGGAUGUCAAGAUCAAAGUCGAAGAUGACAAGGCUGCCCUUGAGACAAAGAAAUCCAGGGGGAAGAAACGGAAAGAGUCCCCCGAUGGCAUUAUGCAUGCCUCGCAAACGACAGAGACAAGGAGAGCGUCCAAACGACUACGUCGUUGA